Molecule: messenger RNA, 2004 nt
Organism: Lytechinus variegatus (green sea urchin)
Lineage: Eukaryota; Metazoa; Echinodermata; Echinoidea; Temnopleuroida; Toxopneustidae
Product: prefoldin subunit 3-like
Exons: 6
Coding region: 28-588 (186 amino acids)
Biological process (GO): protein folding; tubulin complex assembly; microtubule-based process
Cellular component (GO): prefoldin complex; cytoplasm
Molecular function (GO): tubulin binding
Source: RefSeq, a predicted model, not a curated record
UUGAUAUAUACAUUCUGAUCUCUAAACAUGGCUGGAGACAGUGAGAAAAAUCUUGCAAAACCCGCUGGCAUUCCUGAGGCUGUAUUCGUUGAAGAUGUAGACAGUUUUAUGCAGAAACCCCAGAAUGAGUCUGCUGAGAUUGUGUUGAAGAGAUUAGAAGAACAGCAUCAAAAGUAUAAAUUCAUGGAAAUGAAUUUAUUGCAGAAAAAGAGAAGAUUAAAGGGCCAGAUUCCUGAUAUUAGAACAACUUUAGACAUUGUCAAACAUUUACAAAGUAAACAGGGUUCUGAAGAUGAGUUAAAGACACAGUUUCUUUUAUCAGACCAAGUGUAUGCCAAGGCUACUAUUCUACCUACCAAGAAAGUUUGUCUGUGGCUAGGGGCUAAUGUGAUGCUGGAGUAUGAACUGUCUGAUGCCGAGGCUCUCCUCUCCAAGAACCUGAAAGCAGCAACAGAGAGCCAGACUCAGGUUGACAAGGACCUGGACUUUCUCAGGGACCAGUACACCACCACUGAAGUCAACAUGGCACGUGUCUUUAACUGGGAUGUGAAACGGCGGCAGGCAGCAGCGGGGAAAGGAUCGUCAUAGCAAGAGGACUGAAUCCGCAUCAGCAAUAUUAUUCCUUUCAUCGCAUGAGAGUAGCCGUUUUUUUUUUAAUAGAAGUGGAUGUAUCGUACAAGUUGCAGAUUUGAAUCAAAUAAAAAGGACUGAAAGAACUAGUAUAUAUGUAUUUCAUUGAAACAAUGACUCACAAGAAUUUCAUGCAUUGUCAGUCAACAGGAGGAUUUAAUUUGACCCUUUAAUUAUCGGUCUUCGUUAUUUUUAAUGGUAUCCAACUGAAAGCAAGGAUUAGUUCACCUAUGACAAGUAGCCAAGUACAGGUAUUAUUUCUAGUAGACCAUUUCAUUAAAUUUGUCGGCACAGAGAAGUUGCCAAAAUAAUUGUCCAACAUCGGAGCUUUUCAGCCAAUCAAGCAAAGGGAAGUUAUCAGAUCUGGGGCCCGUUGCAGAAAGGGUUGCGUUGAUAAAACGCAAGCCAAAAAAUCAAUCGCAAGUCCCAAAUGCACGCUGUUGAUUGGUUGAAAAUCAAGUUACACGUGAAUUUUAGAGUUGCGCGUGAAUUUUAGAGUUGCGAUUGAUUGCAACUCUUUCUGCAAAGGGACCCUGACAACUUGUCUGAUGUCAAGUACCUCCCACUAUGAUUAAGUUGCUAGGUCCAUCAUAUUUGUCUGACCCAGCAACUUGUCAUGAAACUUUCAUUGUCAUUGGACAAAAAUGAUAUUAUAGGUAUCCUGUAUUCCAAGCACUUUAAACCUACACCAUGCUGUGCAAAUGACUGCAACUGAAUUUAAUUCUUAAAAAUUCAAUCGUAUUUGGACAAGAACCAGAAUGGUCAACCAGAGAGAGAGAGCAAGCCAAAUCGUAUACCGUUCCCAGGCCAGCUAUGAUCGGUGGCACUGCGAUUCUCUGCCUUUUUGCCUUGUCUAGAACCUGAUAGGCUAUAUUGUAAUGUGCAAUCUCGAUAUACCUAUUCAUACAGUAAUUUACAGUAAGUCGAACAAAUUUACCUCGUGAAUAUUUAGAAUCAUCACAUUUUUCUUUUUAAAAUUCAUUUGCAGUCAGUUCCAUAGUGAGGUGGGCUUUACUAGGACUGGUGAAAUUAACUAUUAAAUGGUUUAUUCAUAUCUCAUAGCAAUCCUUUUGAAUAUUAGUCAAACACAUUUCAAAAAUUUCUUUGAUAUUGGUACCUUUGCUUCUUUUAGUUGGUGUACUACAUCCAAUAAAAUAAAAGAAUUUGUGGGGAGAUUUGUUGUUGGCACUGAUUAACUAAAACGCCAUCUUAAAAUGUAUUUUAUGAUUCUAUGCGCUGUGAGGCAACAGACAGUUUGUUACUUGCAUUCUAAUCUUGAUGCUUCAAGCUAAAAAGCUAAAUUCACAUGAACCUCCCAACGUGUGAUGAGUUAAAAAAAAUCAAAACAUUUGUAUGUUUUUGCUUCCUGUCUGU